AUGGGUGUUAUUCAGAAUCUCAAACUGUGGAAAAACAAUGUUACCCACAUUGAUGCGCAUGGUAAUGAGGUAACGGAGGAGGUUCCUCGCGUCAUGCCGCCCCCACCAUGGAAAGUGAUUGCACUUCUUGACUUGAAAGCAUGGCUAUAUUUUUGUCUUGGAUUGGCUGCUUGGACGGCGGAUGGUUACGACUUCAACGCAGUCAACCUCGUUGCCACUGACCUGGCAACUGUAUAUGGCACAGACUUGAGCAGUAUCACGUUAUCCAUCACACUUACUCUCCUCUUUCGGUCAGUGGGAGCAGUCCUUUUCGGUAUCAUCUCCGACUGCUUCGGUCGAAAAUGGCCAUUGUCGGCAGAUCUAUGGAUCUUGGCUGGUCUUCAAGUUGCUACGGCUUAUGUGACAGAAUUUUCGUCAUUUAUUGCUAUUAGAGCUAUAUUUGGUGUCGCCAUGGGAGGUAUAUGGGGACUUUCUGCAGCCAUGUCGAUGGAAAACAUGCCCGUUGAGGCUCGUGGCUUGUUUUCAGGGCUAUUGCAACAAGGUUAUGCCCUGGGCUAUCUGAUUGCUGCUGUGGUCAAUAUCACGGCUGUCCGUUACACAAGUGAAGGUUAUAAGGCUAUCUUUCAUGUUGGAGCUGGCUUUACAGGCUUGAUCUCAACUGUUGCAGCCAGUAAUUGGAUCCGCGACACACCCUCAGGGCCAAAACCAAAUUACAGUCAAGUUAUGACAAUCACCAUGAGUAUUGUCUUCACUGCCUGUGCUAUUAUCAUGGCCUGUGGACAGGAGCGGUUGGGAAGCCGCUUUGAGGUGGUCACCAGAGCAGGGGCUGCGCCAAAGAUCAACCCAGAAGACAAAACCCACAGUGUUGAGAAUGGUGAAUGUGAAACUGGUCUAGACGACGCAGGUUCCCACAAGGAAGCCCCUAGAGCAGUGUACAUCGAGCAGGUUUAA
Penicillium arizonense is the source of this 951-nucleotide messenger RNA. RefSeq lists its product as uncharacterized. Lineage: Eukaryota; Fungi; Ascomycota; Eurotiomycetes; Eurotiales; Aspergillaceae. Gene Ontology annotation, cellular component: plasma membrane. The transcript has 3 exons. Gene Ontology annotation, biological process: plasma membrane lactate transport. Bases 1 to 951 code for a protein of 316 amino acids. The record is from RefSeq and is a predicted model, not a curated record. Gene Ontology annotation, molecular function: secondary active monocarboxylate transmembrane transporter activity.